UAGGAAGGAGACUGUGGGUGGUCCUAUACUUUUGAAUUACUGGGCAAACGAAGAGUCAUUGGGCAGUAUCGAAGAAGAAAUACUAGGAAUUUCCUAAUUUGUGGUCACUUCAGAAAAAGAAGAAGUUGCUUCCCCAAAGAGAGAAACAGAUUCAGACCAGGCAUGUUUGAAGACGAAUUAGCACAACUCUUCAUUUCAUCCAUCUCUUUUCUACGGAGAACAACCCAUUAGACAGAGAUCCUGGAGUUUCUUUAAUAUCACAGCACACCUGUCCUGUGCUGGGUGGACACCUUCAAUCCCGGAGCAAUGGGCCCAGCUGUCUUGAUGUUCCUGAUAGGAGCAGCUGAUAUCUGGCGUGGAUCAGCAUCUCCAGCCAUCAGCCCUAAUGUCUCCACUGUGACUGUGAAUGAAGGAGACCCUGUAAGCUUACUUUGCUCUGGAAGUUCCAGGGUAGUGUGGCUUGGCAUAAAGAAUGGACCUACAGUAACUGUGCACAACAAUGGCACCCUCUAUAUAUCCAGUGCUAGUUGCAAGCACAUGGGAAAAUACCAGUGUGCUUACAUCAACAAUACCGAUGUGGAGACAGCCUCUGUAUAUCUGUCUGUGAGAGGUCCUCGUUGGUGUGUCCUUAAGGAGGCCAUUGAGGUGGUAGAAGGCAGAGAGGCAUUGCUUCCAUGUCUGAUUGAUGCCGCAGGAUUCACAGGCAAUGUCACCCUUCUAAAAAACUCAAGAGAAAAUAUCACCAAAGGGUUCUCUUUCAGUGCUCAGGAUGGAGCCCGUCUAGACAAAAUAACUAUGGAUGCAAAGGGCCGGUACCAGUGCCAGGCCCUAAUUCAAGGGCAGUUGGUGAAAUCCUCAAAAAUAUCACUUCGGGUUCGAGAAAACAAGCCUGUAUCUAUCUUCAUUAAGAGAAAAGAAUACGUGAGAAUACAGGGAGAACCUUUCAGUGUCACCUGCAGACUAAGUUACAAUUCCGCCGACUAUCUUGGCAAUUGGAGCCAUCCAACUGCAAAGGUCAAUUGGACUUCAAACGAAUACAUUGAUAAGCUGUCUAAUAAAUACACCACUGACCUCAUCCUAUACAUUCCAGCAGUGAAGUUAAGUGACGGUGGGAACUAUACUUGCUUUGGAAACAAUUCUGUAGGAUCUACAGAAUCUGCAGCAAUUAGCCUCCACGUGGCAGAGAGAGGCUAUGUACAUUUGUCCACCAUGCAGAAUACAAGCCAGGAGAUCAAGUUGCACGGAAGCCUGAAACUGAAGGUGCUUAUGGGGGCAUAUCCCACUCCUCUCUACUGGGGAUGGACACAUACGGACCCAUCAACUCGCUCCAAAACCUCCACAGACAAUGGGAGUAUGAGUUCUUUUGAGGACAGGUAUAACAACACAUUCAGACUGGACUGGAUGAAGGAAAGUGAGAGUGGAAUGUAUACAUUCUUUGCAGGGAAUGGCGAAGCCAAUGCUUCCAUUACUUUCAACAUCACGGUGAGAACCCCACCUAAAAUCAGUGUGACUGUCAAUGGUUCCAAAAGUCUUUUGUGUAUAGCCAGAGGCUAUCCUGCUCCCCAUGUUGAGUGGUAUAAAGUGCCCUCCUCCCACUAUGCAAGCAGUUGCAACCAAGGUGGAACACUGGUUAAGAAUGACACCAGCCCACAGAUCAUGGAUGAAAUUCCCUUAGGAAGAGUGUCAUUGAAGAGCGAGUAUGUAGUUAAAGAGAUUUGGAGAAACUGGACAUUUUGCUGCCUAGCAGUUAAUACUGAAGGGAAUGAGUCCCGCCGCAUUGACACACCAUCAGUGGAAAAAAUAAUCCUGCCAGAACCAACAGGGACCUCCAGAACAGUUAUUCUAAGCUUUGUCGGAACACUGGUUUUCCUUCUUCUGUGUAUCCUCUUCUUAUUCUACAAAUAUAAACAGAAACCAAAGUACCAAGUUCACUGGAAGAUCAUUGAGGCCUGUGAAGGAAACAAUUACAUCUUUAUUGACCCCACCCAGCUUCCUUAUAAUGAGAAAUGGGAGUUUCCCAGGAACAACUUGCAAUUUGGAAAAACUCUUGGAGCCGGAGCAUUUGGAAAGGUCAUCGAAGCCACAGCUUUUGGGCUAGGGAAAGAAGAUUCCGUCUUGAAGGUGGCUGUGAAGAUGCUGAAAUCAACAGCAAAUACUGAUGAGCAGGAAGCCCUCAUGUCAGAGCUGAAGAUCAUGAGCCAUUUAGGCCACCAUGAGAACAUUGUCAACCUGCUGGGCGCUUGUACUCAUGGAGGCCCUGUCUUUGUCAUUACGGAGUAUUGUCCUUAUGGGGACUUGCUGAAUUUCUUGCGAAAGAAAGCCGAGCGUCUCAUCACCCAGGAUUUAACCUUGGAGUCCUCUCUCGAUAGCACAACAGCCGACUACAAAAAUAUCUACCUUGCAAAGAAAUAUGUCCGAAGUGACAGUGGACUUGGAAGCCACACUGUGGACACCUAUCUGGAAAUGAGACCAGUGACAGCAUCAGCUACUGUACCAGCAAAAGGAAAGAGUUCAGAGUCAGCAGAAGAAAAGGAUGAUAGCCAUCCUCUGGACCUGCAUGACCUGAUGCAGUUCUCUAACCAGGUGGCCCAAGGAAUGGACUUUCUUGCCUCAAAAAAUUGCAUCCACCGAGACUUGGCAGCAAGGAACGUGCUCGUGGCUGACGGACGAGUGGCCAAGAUCUGUGAUUUCGGCCUGGCGAGAGACAUUAUGAAUGAUGCAAACUAUGUCGUCAAAGGCAAUGCUCGCCUGCCAGUGAAGUGGAUGGCACCAGAGAGCAUCUUUGAAUGUGUUUACACAGUACAGAGUGAUGUGUGGUCUUAUGGCAUCCUUCUCUGGGAGAUAUUCUCACUAGGCAGGAGCCCCUAUCCUGGCAUGAAGGUGAACAGCGACUUUUAUAGGAUGGUGAAGCAGGGAUACCAUAUGGCCAGGCCAGAUUUUGCUCCAGAUGACAUUUAUAAUAUCAUGAAGGCAUGCUGGAAUCUGGAGCCCACACAUCGCCCUACUUUCAGUCAGAUUUGUACUUUCAUACAAAAGCAGCUGGAUGCAAGCAAGGAACAGGAUUAUACGAACUUGCCCAGCAACACAGAUGAGGACAGUGGAUGUGAUCCAGCCAGCUACUGUGAAGAAUCCUGUGAGUCUGGAGAGAGCAGCCAACCCCUUCUGAACAGCAACAAUUACCAGUUCUGUUGAAGGCUAUAUCACCACAGCCUACUUGAUCACUCUGUUUCAGCUAGGAUAUGCAGAUCAUAUGUAGCUAACCCUAUCUGGGCUUUCCAUAGCAGAAAAAUGUGACCCCCCCUCUCGUACACUCGUCGCAAGUUACAACCUGCCCUGAAAGCCACUCCGAAACAUUAAACGCUGGCCAUGAUUAUUACAUCUCUUUCCCUUAACAAAAUGGUAAUGGGUUUAUCUUGAUCUAGCUUCGUUUGGAGUAAGUAAGAAACUCAGCCAGGAUCAGCAUACCAUUGCAUGUUAAGCAUCAGUCCUAUGUAUACACGUGCUUGCAAGAGGCAGAAUGGAUAUACAGAAACCUUGAUUUUAAAGUUGCAUUUCAUAUCCACAUUACUGGCCAUCAGUUCAUAAGAGCUGAAAAAGACAGAUUGACUGAAUCUGUUCUUUAUCUUUACACGUUUCUUCUAAACACAGUAAUAUCUAGGAGUCAACACAAUUGCCCAAUAUGAACUUUUUCUCUGUGAUGGGCCAUUUAUAUUGCAGGUUAUGAAAUAAUGACUGUAUAUGUCUGAACAAAGUUUAGCCUGAGGCAGAUUUUCAUGGUUCUUGUGAUAUAUGAAUUUGGAAAAUAUACUGACCAAGCUUCUUGGUAAUGGUUGGGCUUUAUGAGCAGAAAGUGUUUUAUUAAAGAACCUGAUCAACAAUGGUGCUGCACUGCCUCUCCCCUCCCAUCCAGCCCCUACUUGGAGUCCAGCAACCACUAAGCCCAGCUGCUGUGCCCUCUAUUGGCAACACCAGUAUGGCUGAUAGGAGCAGUUUCAACAGCACUGGGCUCCUACAACUCCUGGCCAAAGACUGCUUCUCCAAACUCACCGGCAGCACUGCAGCAGGCCUGGGUGGUCUCUGGCCUCAGGUAUGCCGGUGUCUCCACGGUGCCUGGUAGUGCUGUGGGACACAGCUUUGUCAUGGAUCAGGCCGUAAACUGAUGAAUCAAAAGUGGAACUGAAAAAUACUGAAGCAGCUAAACCAAGAGAGCCGCUAUGACUCAUGUCCCACGUGAACAGGACUGGUUAUUGGUACAGGCAGCCCUCAACUUUAAGGGGUUCAAUUUACAACCAACAGCACUUCUGACAUUGGUAACCUGCCAAUUUGUUUCAGCUUUACAACUGUGUUUGAUCUUUACAACACUUGCUGUGGGAAGGGAGGCUCUGCUACCCAGUUGCCUCCCUUCUUUCCCUUCUCUGAAAAAGUGAGGAUGAUCCAGGAGGGGAGACAACUGGGGAGCUCACCUCUGUCUCCUCUUGGGUAAAUGGCUAGCUGGAGAAGGAAGGAGGGUGGGCUGGAAGCAGCAUGUGGGCUGCGAGGGAAUGAGCCAGGUUCUCUUGCUGUCAUCACAAUGUGACCGAGUUAGAUGGGAGGUGGCAGCUGGCACCCCAACAGGUAUCCAGAUGCAUGCAGCAUCUCACUGAUGGACAGAGUGAGCAACUUCUGAUUCACCACCACCAUCUUCUCUAUGUGUCUGUGUCUGAUACACCAUCAGCUUUGACAGCAGCAUUUUAAAAAAAAGAGCAGAGCAGGGGUGUAUCUGGCCUUGCUUCAGGAACAGCCUCCCCAUUUACAACAUUGUUCCCUAUGGAAAAACCAGUUUCAUGUUUCAACAAGACACAGUUUUCAGGAACCAAUAGUAUCAUAAGUCUGAGGACUGCUUGUAAGAUGGAAUGUUCUCAAAUUAAGCUAAUGUGCAUGUAUGUUAAAUAGUAGUAAUUGCAAUUUGUUAAUGUUUGGAAUUUAAAACGGGUAAGCUACAGGCAAACUUUGGCUAAGAUUGCUGAUAUUUGUUAUUUGAUUAGGGCUUUUUCUUAAGAAAAAAAUCAAUGCCAGUUUAAAAAACAUAAGACUGUAGAAAUAGGUGAGCAGAGCUCAUGUAGAAUAUGAGCUCACCUUUAUUCCUCAGUGUGUUACUAGUUCUGUAAUUGAAGCACUGUAGCAGCAGGGGGUGAGCACAAAUAGAUUUUUUUUUUCAUUUUGAUUUGUACCUGAAUUGAAUAACCCCUAUUUGUUUUGGGUCCAAAUCUGCCCCCCUCGAAUCACCCAAUUCAAUUUGUACCCAAACUUUCUGAAUCCAAAUUGAUUUGGAUAAAAGAAGGGUCCCGAGGCCAAAAGGGUGGGGGUGGGUGGUAGUGCCCAUUUCAAAGGAAUUGGGCAAAGGGGUGAUUUUUGAAGAUGGCAUGUCUUUUGGGCAGAAAAGGGAUUUCGGGGGCAGAAGAGUGGGUCUAGUGGUAGUGCCCCAAUGGGUGCUUGCUACUAACCAGAUUUCAAAUAAAUUGGUGAAAGGGGUGAUUUUUAAAGAAUUUCUGAAGUUUGCACAUCUUUAAGCUUCCCCCCCCCAGGAAAUAAUGGGGAUUUCAGCAGCCCCAUAACUAGGUUGGCCCAGAGCGAGUGGUGGUGUAGUGCACAUAGGGUGCCAACCACCCCCAAACCCACAAGCCCCUGGGGCACUGGGUUGUGUUGUUCCUGAGAAGUUCUGAGAGUAGAUUCUCUGGUAGCAAAUGAGAGUGGAUUCAAUGAUUCCUUUGAAAUCUGGGUGGUAGCUGAAAUCCCCAUUAUUCCCUAUGGGGAAAAACUUAAAGACACGCCAACUUCAAAAGUUCUUUAAAAUCACCCCUUUGCCCAAUUUCUUUGAAAUAUGGGUGGUAGCUUCCACCCAUUGGAUACUACCACCCAACUCAUUUUGGCCUCUGAAAUCUCCAAAUUUUUUGGAUCCGAAUCUGGGGUGAGUUGUUUUGUGUCGAGUCUGGGCAAGUGAGGACAGGGGUGAUUUGUUUUAUCUACAGAUCACCCAAAUUCAGGUACAAAUCAUUUUGUACCCGAAUCAUUUCACACAUCUCUAGUAGCAGCUCUGCAUUUGUACUGCCCCAAGUUGCUACAAGAAAUGUUGUGAUGUAUAUAUUUGCACUGUUAUCAAACAAUGGAAUCAAGAGUUUCAAAGAACUGUAUUACAGCAAAACAGAAUGUUUUACAACAAUUGAUUUUUCUACAGGUUUUCUAUAAAGGAUACUAAUCUUGCUAAGCAGCCAACUUUGUAGUCUUAAGGAAAUUAAAGAAUCAGCGAAUGAAACUUAGCCUCAUCUGACUAUUCAAGUUGAUUGUUAUUACAAAAUGUAUUUGCACUGACAUAAGGAUGGGUAGUAUUUCUUUUUCUGGAUAAGAAUGCCAAACUAGCUAGCUGAUUUCUAACACAAACCACUACCACCACUUACUUCUUGGCAGGUCACUUUUAAAUCAAUUAACUGAUGCGUAUAUUAAAAAACGUCUUCCUAUUAAGUAAAUUACAAAUGUUCAUUUAAAAGACAUGAAAAUAAAUCACAUUUGAUUAAUCAAA
Messenger RNA from Hemicordylus capensis (graceful crag lizard), 6556 nucleotides. RefSeq names its product colony stimulating factor 1 receptor (gene CSF1R). The transcript is spliced from 22 exons. Gene Ontology annotation, molecular function: ATP binding; macrophage colony-stimulating factor receptor activity; cytokine binding. Gene Ontology annotation, cellular component: CSF1-CSF1R complex; signaling receptor complex. NCBI's taxonomy places the organism in Eukaryota, Metazoa, Chordata, Lepidosauria, Squamata, Cordylidae. The record is from RefSeq and is a predicted model, not a curated record. Gene Ontology annotation, biological process: positive regulation of kinase activity; protein phosphorylation; cytokine-mediated signaling pathway. The coding region runs from base 307 to 3192 and encodes 961 amino acids.